Messenger RNA from Nylanderia fulva, 1066 nucleotides. RefSeq names its product FGF signaling regulator protein canopy b (gene CNPYb). NCBI's taxonomy places the organism in Eukaryota, Metazoa, Arthropoda, Insecta, Hymenoptera, Formicidae. The record is from RefSeq and is a predicted model, not a curated record.
CUCUUGAAUGAACAAUUGAUUGGACUUCUCAUGGAGAAUUCCUAGAAUUCCCCGAGAUUUUUUAGUGAGUCCUAGAAAUUCCCCAUUCGUUAACCAAUGACAGAUCUACACACGUACGUUUUACACGACGUUUAUAAUAAUAGUUUAGUGUAUGUCGGUAUAAACCAAAGUUAUUGUGAUCGUCGUCGAAUAUUUCCUUGUACGAUACAUAUUUCAAUAACAUUCCAAUAAUUUCAUGAUUUUCCAGUUAACAUUCCUUUUUUAUCACAAGUUAUGAUGCUCGUGAAUUCUGCAAUUUUACUUAAUUUAUUAUUGAUAUAUUCCGCUUUUGGCGGUCCCGAAGAAGAACAAGGAGUAAAAUACGCUAAUAAAUGUGAAGUAUGUAAAGUUUUAGCUACAGAACUUGAAGCUAGAUUAGAUGAAACUGGAAAAACACAUGAUGUAUUAGAGAUGGGAUAUUCAGUAGAUGCACCUAAAAAGAAAAAAGAAUACAAGAAAUCAGAGUUACGAUUACUAGAAUCUCUGGAAAAUGUUUGCGAACGUAUAUUGGAGUACAAUAUACACAAAGAACGUACAGAUAGUACAAGAUUUGCAAAGGGAAUGAGUCAAACAUUCACGACAUUGCAUAAUCUUGUAAACAAGGGAGUUAAAGUAGAGUUGGGAAUUCCAUAUGAAUUGUGGGAUAAGCCUUCUGUUGAGAUAACAACUCUAAAAACACAGUGUGAAGAUUUGCUUGAGAAUCACGAAGCUGAUAUUGAAGACUGGUAUAAAAAUCAUCAGGGAGAGGUUUCUUUAAUUAAAUAUUUAUGUUCCGAGCGUGCAUUGAAAGAACAAAAUGAUUCUUGUCUGUACGAGAAAGGGGACACUGGGAAAGAUCUCGAAAAAGAGAAAAGAAAGAAAAACAAGGAAUCAAAUAAUAAAAGAAUUUUGAAUAAUAAUUCUCAGUAUGCAAAGCAAGAGCUGUAAACCUACAAGAAUAAAUUGCCUCAACAAAUACAUUCAUAUAGAUAUCUUAGUAAUAGACUAAGACAUGAUGAGAUUUUAUUAAGAAAUAUGAUCUGUUAUA